Cladophialophora psammophila CBS 110553 is the source of this 1290-nucleotide messenger RNA. RefSeq lists its product as uncharacterized. The coding region runs from base 1 to 1290 and encodes 429 amino acids. Gene Ontology annotation, molecular function: oxidoreductase activity. The transcript has 4 exons. The record is from RefSeq and is a predicted model, not a curated record. NCBI's taxonomy places the organism in Eukaryota, Fungi, Ascomycota, Eurotiomycetes, Chaetothyriales, Herpotrichiellaceae.
AUGUCGAACACAAUGACAACCACCAUCUCCGACAGCGAGGCCGUGCGCCUUCCCCUGCCCACAAAAAAGGCUGAAUUAGAGCCGGCUCCAAUUUACGACGUCUACAAACUCUCUGACGAGCGCACAAAAACGCUGCGGAAACUGCUCGAAAAGGGCCAUGUUACCGUGGCGCCGCUGCGCAAUCCACAGCUCAUCCUCCACAGCCAUCUGCCACAUCUUCUAGGCUCUGCCUACGGACUGGGCGCCGAUAGUGAGCAGCUGACCAAAACUUACGAGCACGACAUUCAGACGUUGGUCAGGAUCGACGAGACCUUCGUUCGUGGUGAUAAAAUCACCAAGGAGAACUGGAGGCAGUUCCUCGGAAACAAGGAGUACACCGUGGCCUACGUUGACUUUUUUGAUGACGAGGUUCGAAAGAACGGCGGCGACUGGGAGAAGGUCGUUCAAGAGUACUUGUAUUCGGGAGCAGAGCCUCUCAUCAAUGGCUUCUGUGGCGGUCUUGCGCAUCCUUUCAUUCAUCUCGCGUAUGGAUAUGAGUUCCGGAUCCCCCAAGUCGUCACGCAGGCUCUAAGUCUCGGGUGCACCGAGUACGUCGUGUGCCACGGACUGAUCGACAAUCCACCUCCGAUUCCUUCGCCAUACAAGACCCGCAGCCUCGCCGAGGUCAUCAAGCGCGUGGAGAAUGAUCACCGGUUCGACGGAAUCGUCAACUUCCCCGGCACCGUGAACUUUGGCAUCGUGCUGCAGAGUCGCUUUGAGGCCUUUAUGGAGCACUGGAAUGCCUGGGAAGUCACGGACCCGGUCCAACAACUCGAACACUGUUGCGACCUGUCGGUUUUGUUGGCGAUCAGCGCCGGCUACGGCGACGGGAAAUUCGACUUCUUCUACGCCCACAUCAUGACCGUCGCGCACGCCUUGCGGAUUCUGUUCCACUAUUUCCCCGCCGACAGGAGGGUUUCAAUCCUGCGGCAGUACGCCUUCUUCACCAUCUUGGUCUACAUCCUCCAAAAGAGACUCUCCUUUGAAAUUGAGCGCAUCGAGUCGGUCGACACAAACGGCCGUGACUGGAGAUGGAUCACGGAGAGCGCACUCAAGCACAGGUGGGCGUUGGAUGACCACUUCUUCAAGGUUGUGCGAGCCCUGAAGGCACUUGCGGAGACUUAUGGCGAGAAAGAUGGCUUCUAUCUCAAAGCUGCCAUUAAAUACGUGAGCGAGUUUAAUGGCUGGGAAGGGUUUGGAGAAGGUGUCAUGGGCUUUCUUCCGAGCAGGGACGGGUAUAUUCCAGCUUAA